Homarus americanus (American lobster) is the source of this 4445-nucleotide messenger RNA. RefSeq names its product protein TEX261-like. The coding region runs from base 61 to 669 and encodes 202 amino acids. Gene Ontology annotation, biological process: endoplasmic reticulum to Golgi vesicle-mediated transport. NCBI's taxonomy places the organism in Eukaryota, Metazoa, Arthropoda, Malacostraca, Decapoda, Nephropidae. Gene Ontology annotation, cellular component: Golgi membrane; COPII-coated ER to Golgi transport vesicle; endoplasmic reticulum membrane. The record is from RefSeq and is a predicted model, not a curated record. Gene Ontology annotation, molecular function: COPII receptor activity. The transcript has 6 exons.
UUUGGCAGACUAGGGAAGCCGUGGAGGAGCUGGGUCUACUCCUCACUAAUACUGUAUAAAAUGCCUGGGUUGUUAUACCUUUUGUCAUGGAUUUCCACACUUGUUCACAUAUGCUUGGGAACCCUUGCUUUAGCUGCAGCUCUGUAUUACUUAGCAGAAUUAGUCGAAGAAUAUACCAGCACAGCCGCCAAAGUUCUUAGAUAUUGGAUAUGGGUCACCAUAGGACUCUACAUCUUACUCUUCAUGUUUGAGAGUGUACCAACAUCAGUCAUCUUGUGCGGGUUCAUAUCACAGCUGGUGCAUCUCUCCAUCCUCCGCACAUUUCCAUUCUUUUUCCUCACCUCUCUACCAUUCAUUCUUGGUGUUAUUUUGUUCUUUGUCAACCACUACUUGGCAUUCUCCUUCUUUGCUGCAUAUUACUACCCAGCAUCUGAGGUGUUGGCAUAUUUUACAUUAUAUAUUUGGCUCGUGCCAUUUGGGUUCUUCAUCUCCCUAUCUGCAAAUGAGAAUGUUCUACCAACACGAGCAGAGUCCAGACCUUUACUAUCAAAUGAUGAUGAUUUUGUCACUGGAUACUUCAACAAAAAGGGUAAGAGGUACGGGCUUCUCUCAUUCUUUAAUUAUCUCAAGGAAGAAUUUUUUCCACAACGUGGCAAGAAAUCAUUCUAAAGGGCAAGGAAACCUUUUAAAAAAUAAUUAUCUUUGUAUAGUUCCCAUUAUACUGUAUAUGUAAAAAAGCAAACUGUAUAGAUAAGUAAGGAGUGGAAACUGUCCUUUUUGUGAAAUGUUUCAUAAGGAGAAAUGUGGAAAAAUUAGUCUCAUAUUGCAUGGAAUUUUUGAUAAUACCUUUUUUAUACUUAAACAUAUAAAGUGUUAAUUAAGAUCAGAAAAUCAUAAAUAAAAAUCAGGUCGAGUGCCUGGUAAGGGUAAACUAUGACUGAUGUCGUAAACUUGCUGAAGCAGUCUGGUUCAUGUUAGUGAUACUCAGCAGACCAUAAACCUUUGUUUAUUUCCUCUUUUCCAUUAUUAGGUUUAUUAUUUAGAGAACUUCAUUAUUGAAGUUAUGUACCACAAAGAUGGUUUAUGGUUUAUUAUUCUUAAGCAUAAGUGAAUUAUGACUGUAAUUUGCCAACAAAAUAUAAGUUAUAACUUGAAAAUUAUUGCACUAAUAAUUAUCCUUCACUUUUUAUCAAAAAGUUUGAUCUUCAAGUCUUACAUUAUUUUUCAUCAGUGACAUAUGUAUUUUUUCAUUGCAUAGUAUUUUACUGUACUGUAUAUACAUAAAUAUACCUGUAUAGGUAGUCUUACUUGGUUACAUAUUGGAACUAUGGACUAUAUCAGUAUAUGUUGUAUCUGAAAAAACUUAGUCUCAAAGCAGGUUAACUCUUGAUGAACCUCCUCCAUACAGCAUAUCUUGAUACAAUUCUCCAAUUCCUUCAUAAAUAAAUCCCAUUCUUGAGUAAUCCAUUUUGUGAUUUAAUAAGGAAAAGUGAUGCGAUGGAUCCCAUGAAUUUAACAUUUGGAAAGAAAACAGCAGGCAUUCUAGAACCCCCGACUAAAUUUUGAGUUGAGAUAUAUGGUAAUGAAACUCAAUGUGUCUGAGAGAAUAAAUGAAAAUCUUGCUGAAGGAAGCCCUUAAGUUGGGAGUCAAAAGUGUCUAGCAGAUUUAACAGACAGAAACUGGGGAAAAUUCACUCUUGUGAGGAAAACUUUGUGAAAAUAAUUAUCUGUCAAUUUAAAGCAGAAAUAGCCAAACCACUUUACCUGGCAUUAAAAUAGUAACUACAUUUUACUAGAUCAUACACAGGACAGUGGUCAAAAUAUACAGUGUAGGUAAACCUUGAUAAACAAUGGGGUUAGGUUCCUGAAAAGGCCAUCGCUAAGUGAAUUAUUGUAGAUAAGGAGCAUUAUAACAUGGGGUUCAAUAGGACAUGUUCGCAGCCAGUCCCCAAACACACAUGUACCACCGACCAAAAAAAAAAUUCCUACACUACUACAGUACUAUCAGUACAAAAAAAUAAACAACACUCACAUCAUGAUGAAUAAGCCUGGUCAUCAUCACAUGUCUCCUUUGAGGCUAAGGGGAGUCUUGUAGGUGGAGUGGAGACGUCACUCUGACACACAGCCUCUGGCCUCUGGGGAGUCUCAUGCUGCUUCACAAUGUCAAGUUUCACCUCAGAGUCACGGUUGUCUUGGAUGCCUUGGCCUUCCCAGACAUUUUUAAAGUACACUGCUCACUUCUCAGUCACAAAAACAGAGUGAACGAUGAUAACAUAAAAACAAUGAUAGCGGCCAACAAUGCUCGCAUAAUUUUCACAACAAAAGAGGUGAAGCACCUUAAGUCCAAAAACACAAAAAAUAUCACUUCACCAUCACCAUAACACAGUUGAAUCUAAACAUUAGUGCUGUCCUUUUACUAUAAGAAAAAAAACAAAAACAAUGAUAAGUACAUUACGAUGAUGACCGAUAAUCAUGAAGCAAUGCAAUAGCAGGUUUACGAUCGACAUAGAAUCAAUCGGAGGGCUGUAAUGCACGGGUUGGUCGUGUGGUAGCAUGUGGGGAGGUUGUCAAGUGAAGGUAGAGAUGUGUGGUGCAUAGGGUUAAAUAUUGUUUCCUUAUAAAAUGUCACAGGCUUGAUGUAGAAAAAUAUAAUUUGCAUUGCUGGAAUCAUUGCAAGACAGCGAUUAAUUUGAGUACAGUAUAAUAUACAACCCAAUGUUUGCACGAGAGAUAAACAAAAAUCCAACCAAUGAAUAUCGUUGAAGUGAAUUAUUUUCAUCAUAUAUAGCGAGAUGGUCUUAAUUCAUGGCCAUCGUUAAAGUGAAAUAUCACUGGACCGGACAUCGUAUAUCACGGUUAACCUGUAUUGUACAGGGAUGGCGAGUCAAUUUGAGUUCCAAAAAGAGACCCCCAAAAAGUCAAACAGGGGCAAUGGUUUUUUUAACUUGAUCUAUGCUUUGAUCUAUUACUGUUGUCUGAUGUGCAGAGUGUAGCGAUGGAUGUAGUCAUGUUUUAUACAUUACAAUUAUCAUAAAUACGGCACAUAUACAGUUGUAAUAUAUAGGUUCAGUGCAAACCAUGCCAGCACCUCCAUAAAUAACUCAUGGAACUAAGUAAUUACAGUGUCUCCCUGUGCACCACUAAGAGCACUGUGCACCACCAGUUACAUACAAAAUGGAUUACUUUACUUGGAUUCCUAGAACAGCUGUGUGAGAUUAUACAUAUCAAGUCCUGUUUCUGUAUUGCAUCUAAAAAUUUGUUGUAGUCUUUAUGGCUUACCAAGGGUUUUUGCAUUCCUAAAACAAAGUACAGUACAGUAGUAUUAAAGUGUACUGAGUACUCUGUUAAGGUACAGUAAUUAAAACCUUGUCAUGAUGUAUACAGAAUUUAAUAAGCAUGUAAUAAAAAAUCGUUUUUCUUUCUCUUUAUCCUAAUAUAAUUUAACGUGCUUCUUAUGAUGUACAGAUAAAAUCUGAAACAUUACUAAAGGUGCUCUAUCAUACAUAAUAAUUUUCAUAUUCAGGCUAAAAACUAAUUGCUAUUAAUAGCUAUUAUUUUGUACAAACCAAGUUAAUUACUGCACUCAAGAAUCAAACCACAACGUAUCUCAAAAAUAUAUAAAUACUUAUAUUAAAAUUAUAAAGCAACUGAAGAUAAUUACUGAAAUAAAGUUGUACACAUACUUCUACUUUUGUAAGAAGCUUCCUUCUUAGUGCUGUUGUAACAUAAUUUUGGGGCUGAUUUUAUGCAAAACCUUAAGACAGUUUAACAUGUUGAUCAUCAUGGCUGAACCCAUUAGAAAAAUGUGCUUUACGGUUUACUAUAGUCCGUCAUUUAGAUUAGGGAUACUGUCACAUAAACCUGUUCAAUAAUCACUUCAUCUUUAGUUCUCCUAAACACUGGCAAAACUUAAUUUAAGCACCAAGUCUUUAUUGGCCUAUAAACUAGUUUUUCUUAUUUAUACUGUACAGUACGUAUACCAUAGACUCCUGACAAAUUACUGGAGAGUACACAUUUUGUAACUAACAGCAACAAAAAGGUGGGAUGUUUGGUUGGUUCAGGCAGUACAAAUAAUAGGUCACUUGCAGCUGAUCCUCUGUUGCUCUGUUGUUGGGUUUCAGAGAUUUACUGUAUCUGAUUCAGUAAAUUAAGAGCCUAAAACAAUGGAAAAAAAAAAAAAGUACUGUAUAUAAUAGAAGAUAAAAACUGGAAGUGUUAUUAUCUACAGGAGUCAGGAUUGCCACAGUGCCCUUCAGAAUUGGUGAUCUUAGAAAACCUAAAAGAAAUCACUGACAACCCUACAAUACAUUAAGUAAUUCUUUAGCUUAUGGUUUAACAUCCGUCGGUAAAUCCGAGAGGAUUUAAUUAACACAUUGCAGGAUCACAAUAUUCUCCACCUUUUAAGCAUUUAUAUCUCGCAUAAUAUUAAGCUCAACAAAGAACAA